This is a messenger RNA of Plodia interpunctella (Indianmeal moth), 2020 nucleotides long. RefSeq names its product 5-hydroxytryptamine receptor. Gene Ontology annotation, molecular function: neurotransmitter receptor activity; G protein-coupled serotonin receptor activity. Gene Ontology annotation, biological process: G protein-coupled receptor signaling pathway, coupled to cyclic nucleotide second messenger; chemical synaptic transmission. The record is from RefSeq and is a predicted model, not a curated record. The coding region runs from base 305 to 1699 and encodes 464 amino acids. Gene Ontology annotation, cellular component: plasma membrane; dendrite. NCBI's taxonomy places the organism in Eukaryota, Metazoa, Arthropoda, Insecta, Lepidoptera, Pyralidae. The transcript has 6 exons.
AGUUUUGCGCGCGCCUUCACCCGUUCCAGUUUCCUCUAGACCGCCGAACUGAACGCACGCGUGUUCCAUCCAAACCGUACGACAUAGCUGUGUAACGUUCGAAAUUUGAUCUUUAAAUUCUGAAACUAUUAGUGGCCAGUGUUUUAGUUUUAUUUUUUUUUAUGAAGACUCUAGAAUUAUGUGUUGCACAGAUGUGGGUGACUGAUGUUCGUCAUCAUAAUUAGUGGUGAUGGAAUGAUCAUUAGACACUCCAGACGACUUUGAACGUGCAGCGGCCAGGAGGGCGAGCGACUGGAGAGCUAACAUGAAUGCCACGCAAACACUACUCGGGCUCAAUGACACUAAUCAUGAAGUCACCUACCCAACGACGUCGGAGUGGUUCGACGGCAACUGCUCGUGGGUGGACGCCGUGUCCUGGGGCUGCAACGGCACCGUCGGCGGUAACUCCACCUCCAGUGACGUCACGUCGCUCGUCCUCAUGGCGGUCACGUCGGUCGUCUUGGCGCUCAUCAUCUUGGCUACCAUCGUCGGUAAUGUGUUCGUGAUUGCGGCCAUCAUAAUCGAGAGGAACCUCCAGAAUGUUGCAAACUACCUGGUGGCUUCGCUGGCGGUGGCCGACCUGAUGGUGGCGUGUCUGGUCAUGCCACUCGGAGCUGUCUAUGAGGUUAGCCAGGGCUGGAUACUGGGCCCCGAACUCUGUGAUAUGUGGACUUCCAGCGACGUCCUCUGCAGCUCAGCAUCCAUUCUCCACCUCGUCGCCAUCGCAACCGAUAGAUAUUGGGCUGUGACCGACGUCGACUACAUCCAUUUACGUAACGAGAAGCGUAUCUUCACCAUGAUAUUCCUCGUGUGGGGAGCAGCUCUAGUGGUCUCCCUCGCUCCGCAGCUGGGCUGGAAGGACCCUGACUACCUCGCAAGGAUCACUCAACAACAAAAGUGCCUCGUGAGCCAAGACCUGGCUUACCAGAUAUUCGCCACCUGCUCCACUUUCUACGUUCCCCUCGCUGUUAUCCUCAUUUUGUACUGGAAAAUAUUCCAAACGGCCCGGAGACGUAUCAGGAGGCGGCGGGAGCCGCCCCCUCCCCGCCCCACCUCGGCUGACGGCGCCCAACCUUCAGGCAGACAAGUCCAAUCGGCGAGAGAUAGGAGGUUCGUCAAAAAGCGAUUCCUGAAUCUAAAGAAAUGCAACCAACGCACUCGAGCUGAAACUCUAGCAGCUGCGUUGUUGUUGACUGAAGGUCAGAGCACUUCUACUGUCGACACGUUGGACGAAGAGCCACGAACCACAGCGUUCACUAUUAACGAAAAACUGCCAGCUGUGUCUGUGUCACCGGAAAAAUCAUCAUCGACUGUCACUAAUGGAUCGAAACCCGAGCGAGCUAUCGUAUCUGCUCCCACGCAUAGAGAAAAGAAGGAGUCUUUAGAGGCAAAGAGGGAGAGGAAAGCAGCGAAGACCCUUGCUAUUAUAACUGGAGCGUUCGUCUUCUGCUGGCUGCCAUUUUUCAUCAUGGCGCUAGUGAUGCCGAUAUGCCAAACGUGUGUGAUCAGUGAUUACUUAGCCAGCUUCUUCCUAUGGCUCGGAUAUUUCAAUUCAACUCUAAAUCCAGUCAUCUAUACGAUAUUCAGCCCAGAUUUUCGCCAAGCAUUCGCCCGAAUCCUCUUCGGCACGCAUCGGCGCGGGCGCAAUAAAAAAUUCUAACGAAGAUGUCCCUACUAUGUAUAUAAUUGAGUCCGAAGUCGGACUAAUGGACUAUAUUAUUCCCCUAAUUGUAUCAUAUUUCAAAGCUUUUCUGUAUGUUAUACAUACUUAACUUUGGUAGUGAAUGUAAAUACGUUUAGUGACAGAGUUGUACAUAAUAUAAGAGUAUAUAUACAUAUGAUAGAUGAUGUUGACAAUUGUUUUUUUUACGCGUUAUAGUCUAUGAAGCGGCGGGGCGUCGUCCGUGAGUCCAGGGUGACGUUCCGCCUGCUCUUAUGUUGUUUUCGGUGACAUUACGAAAUAAAUAUUUAAAUUAUAUCA